Messenger RNA from Sceloporus undulatus (fence lizard), 7230 nucleotides. RefSeq names its product rotatin (gene RTTN). Bases 56 to 6901 code for a protein of 2281 amino acids. Gene Ontology annotation, cellular component: ciliary basal body; centrosome; centriole. The record is from RefSeq and is a predicted model, not a curated record. The transcript is spliced from 50 exons. Lineage: Eukaryota; Metazoa; Chordata; Lepidosauria; Squamata; Phrynosomatidae. Gene Ontology annotation, biological process: centriole replication; centriole-centriole cohesion; ciliary basal body organization.
GUCACCUCCCGCGCUCUCCUUACGCCUUCGCGGGCGCUCUAGGCGCGGCGGUUGAAUGUGGGUCGGAGCGGAGAUGGCCGGCUCUGCUGCCUCUCCGGAGCUCUCCCUGGCGCCCCUGAUCCGGAAACUCCGUCAUCAGCUGGCUGAGAUUCGAGAACGAGCUCUUAAGAACAUUUUGUGUAAAAUAGACCACUGCUUGGUUGCAUAUGCUGAUCUGGUACAAGAAAAAUUGCUAUUUCUCAAUCUUUUAGAGUGGUUCAACUUUCCUGUAGUGCCAAUGAAAGAAGAAGUCUUAAAUUUAAUAAGCAACUUGGUAAAGCACCCAUUGGCUGUGGAGCAGUUCGUUGGGAUUGGGGGAGUGGAGUUUUUCUCCCAACUGCGUCCAAAUGUGGACCCAAAUCUACAGGAUGUGAUUGAUAGGAUUCUGGAUGGGCUGUUUGUGCUACCUUCAGAAAUGUCUUCUGAUUAUCAUGCAGUGCCACAUCAAGCCCAGCCCUGCUCAACAUUGGGUAAUCCAAUUUUGUCUCAAGAUGCUCAUGUUGGAUACUUCGAACAAAGGAAAAGUCAUCUACAAGAGACAGAAGUCCCACCAAAGCAACAAAGUGUCAAACACGGAGUGAAAUGUCUGAAGUUUUCUACAUUCCCUUGGUUAUCUCUGACCACAACAGAUAGACAUGUUCUUUCAUCAAGUGAAAGUUCAUUGAGAAGUAAGAGUCACAGAUUAAUUUGGAAUACCUGUGAGCUGUUACAAGAUGUUAUCAUGCAAGACUUUCCUGCUGAGAUCUUUCUUCAGAGACCUAAGAUUGUACAGAGUCUCCUGUCUCUAACUACACUGGCUCUUGGGAGAGAUGGACAAUACCGUUUAGCCUUACAGGGUGUCCUAUGUCUGGAACAGUUAUGUGUCUUCUUAAGAAACAGACUGAACUUCCAUAGAGAUCCAAGUUUUCUUUCAAGUGAUACAGGUGCUGUUUCGCAGAAUUCUUCUGUGUCAUACUGUCAAGAUGCCAGAAGACUCUCUCAUUCUCAGAAUCCAUCACCUGGAGGUAGUAGUCCUCGACCAUCUGUGAUAGGACGUACAGGUCAGCGUCCCAGAGGAGAUGGUCAGGAUUGGGAUGCAGCAUCUUCUAGUGGAAGCAGUUCUCAUGUUAAUGUAAAUUCCAGAAUAUCUGUCCAGUCACCUUUGGAUAUUGGCCAUAUUGACCUGCCAGAACUGGAGAGUGAGGACACUUUGGAGUUACAGUUUCUACAGCUUAGUCUUCCUCAGUUCUGUGUAGCUAUUUUGGAAUAUGUUGUGCCUCUUCUAAGAACAGGCAGUAGGAGAGUGACCAUGAAAGUUUUGGAAUUGCUCACUGAAGACCUUCUGCUUAUUGUUGACGCUGUGUCAGAAGAUGUUUGGGAAGACAGCAGUCUCUUUGGAUUGGAACUUAAGGAGAAGCUGCUUGGAAUCCUAGAUUCAUUAGGUGACACCAUUUUGUACCACAAAAAUAAUGCAGAUUCAGAGCAGCCCAAACUGAUAGUGCACCACAGAAUAACGUUUCUCAGCAUUUCACUUUUCACUGUUCGACUGUUGCAAACCCUUCUUCCUGUAGAGAAGGCCAGCAGUGUUUUACCAGAGAGUUUACUGAUUGCCUUAUUUGAAAUUUCUAUCGACAUGCCAUUCUCUUUGGAAUAUCCAAAUAUUCACGAAUCUGUUGUAGCUUAUUUGGAGCAAAUGAAUUCAGAAAAUUACAGUAUUUAUAAACAAGCUGCAGAAGCUGCCUAUUCCAUUGAGUGUUCCUGUAACUUCAUGAUGGAUGUCCGCAAAGAGGGAGAAAAGAAUUUUAUUGAUUUACUGGAGCUAGCAGAACAGGCCUUAAAAAGUCUUCCAUACCAUCAGUACUUUAAUUUUCUUCAGGAAUUCAUCAAUAUUUGCUCAGAUAUUUGGAAGUCUGCCCAAGCGAACCCAGUGCUGCAGGCUGAGAGUCAGAAGGUGCUUCUCCAUCUGUUGUCCCAUCCUAUGUCAAACAUACGAACAGAAAGCUAUCGCUCCUGCCUCAAAUUUGUUAAGGAAUGUUUAGGCAUUCAUAAUGCCAUUAAGCCUAUCUCUUCAGUUAGCUAUGGAAUACAUUUCUUGCUUCAUCCCAAACUUCUCUAUGAAAUCUGUAGUUUUGGCCUUCAAGACUCCCAAAAUGAGGUACGCUCAGCUGCCAUGUUCAUACUGAUGUAUCUUCUUCAGGGACGAUUGAUGAUGACAGUAGUGACCUGGAACAAGUUUAUUGAGGCCCUCUGUCCUGUUGUUCCAGUUCUUCAGGGUUAUGCUGACACAGAAGAACGUCUGGGGAACUGUAUCCUCACACUGAGUGAAACAACUGCUGAAAAAGAAGGGAUCCUGCCAAGAACUGCUAGACUCAGGGCUGCACUGCGCCUUCUCUUUUCAAGGAAGCCAUUAGUCCGUUCCAUGGCACUCAAACACUUAAUGUUUCAUCUUACGGUUGAAGAAAAGGGGAACCUAAAGCGCCCACUACUCCAUGGCAGUGUCCUUUCCAGCAUUCCUAAUAUACUUAUUGUGGAAAAGCCUAUUGAACUCAAGCUAGGUGAUGCAAGAGAAUCUGUUUUUAAGGCCGAGACAGUUGAAAAGUUAUAUGAGAUCUUUAUUUCUGACACAAUUGAUCUAGUUUUGAGAAAGUCUGCUGCUGAACAAUUAGCUGUAAUUAUGCAAGAUUCUAAAAUGCAUGACAUUAUUAAAAAGCUGGGUGCAAUAGACAAAAUACUUGCCUAUUGUGGUGAAUGUAUUGACCAGGAUGGCAAGAUUAUGGAUUGUAUGAUGUUGCCAUGUCUUACCCUCUUACGGAAACUUGUCUAUGCAGAUCCAGUUAAGCGGCUGUCAUUGGCCAAUCAACCUUCUGUCUUGUUUAUGUUAUUUAGAGUUGCCUUGAUAUUUCAAGAUUAUAGUGCUGUUGUGAGUGAAGUAGCAGCGUUACUUUGUCUACUAUUAUUUGAUGAAGCAGCAAGAAAAGAAAUGUGGGCUGAUUCUUUUUCCUGUGAUCCUUAUAACACUCCUCCUUUUAGCUUGCCUGUUGCUAUUGUGAGACGAUAUCAUCUACCUAUCAGAGUCUCUUCCCAUCAUGCUGUGAGUCCAAACUCAGUGGUCUUACCAUUUUCAUGUGAAUUAUGGGCCUCUAAACAUGUGUCGGACAUGCUUAAAAUGGCUUGGAACUUGUCUUGGUUUGGUGGAACUGAUAACCUACUAAAACUCACUAAUUAUGAGAUGGAAACCAAAGAAUUUGUAGACACAUUCAAGCUGUCCUCAGAGGAUCUUAUUACACUGAAGAUAACACACACAACCAGCGGACUGCAAGAUUGUCUUAAUUCCAUCAUUCAAGCAGUGUCCCACAGGGAAGUUAGGGAUGCUGUCACAACAAUGAAUUUUUAUAUUCUGAAUGACAGACUGGUAUUAAUGUGCAGUAGUGGCUCUUGUGGGGCCACUUUGAAGUGCUUGGCUUGGCAAACAGCAUUAAGCAGGUUUCUUCAGGUACUUCCAGCUUCUUCAGAGGAUGAAAAACUCCUAGUUGAUGUUAUAAAUUUUCUAAACAAGCUGCUUAAAGAACAGAAAAGUACAUCGGAAGUAACACACCUAAAAUGGAUCCUGGAUAUAGUCCUGAAGCAUAAUCAAAAGUCUUUACUGGAUCUUGUGGUGCAGCCAGAAUCUCAGAUACAAGAUGAAACAGAUGACCUAAAGAUUCCUGUCAAACAACAAUUGCAGAAAGAAUUAAUUGCUUUCUUUAAUACACUUCUGGUCAGCUUCAUGACUGUUACUGAAAGAAAAGACAUAGAACUUACUGGCUAUUUCCGAACCGAACUGGCACUGAAACUUUUGCAGUAUUUACGAGUAACAGAUGCUCCACACUUCUAUGGCUUACCUUCUUUGGAAAGAACAUUAAGAGGGAUGGUUCAUGUCACUGCACUCCCAGGCUGGAGUUCAUACUCAGUUACAAUGGAGUCAUUCACAAUUUGUAAAAAAUACUUAGCAGGACUUCUUGAAGUCAUCUCAUCUUUUUAUGUUGAAUGGGGAGGAAAUGCCAUGUCUUUCAUGGGGAAAGGUGUCACAAAGAGUGCCAUCCUUUGUUUGCUUCACUUGUCCCAUGAAAUGAUGGCUAAGGCCCCAAAUCUGGACUGGGUAUCUCUAUGGUUCUUGCCAUAUGAUGGCAGGGAAGAGCAGUCUCUUUCUCGACAAGGCUUGGCUUGGUUAAUUCCAUUAUGGGUAGAUAGAGACCCGGAGGUCAAGUUCACUUCACUUGCAAUUGGAUCAGCACUUACAUCAGUUGAAGCAGGUUGCUUUGCUUUAGCUGAAAGCUGCCGGAACAUAUCUGGAGGUUUGUGGGGAACAGUGAUUAACAUCCUUCUGGACAAAUCUGAAUGCAGCAUGGUCAGAAGAGAGGCUGCGUUUAUUCUUCAGAAUCUUUUGGUGAUCCCAUUGUCCAGUGAAGAGGUUAAAGACACCAUUUGGCAGGGUCCUUGUGUGCAUGAUGAAGAAUCUGGUGUAUCUCUGACCGGAAAACCUGCCCUCCUGGCUCUGUUAUAUCACUGCCACUUCUAUGAGCAUUUGAGUGAGAUGGUGAAAGAGUGCUAUCUAGGUCGGUAUACAUUUGAUCUGCAUUGUUCCUUGGGAGACAGCCUGGCAACAGGGAAGAAUAGUCUAAAUGAUCUUGAUGAGUCUAUUUCUUUUUGGAGAAUCCAGACUAACGAGAGUCAAUCUGCAAGUUCCCAUUCAACAUCUGACACUGUGAUCAUUUCAUCAUCACCAUCCUUGGGGUGUGUUUCAGAGGUACCAGCACCUACAUCACCACCUCUAGGUAUUAUUCGUGAUGUGCCUGUUAAUCGAUUCAUGGCUCAAGGUCAGAGUGACACAACCACAACUGCUUCAAGUCUACGUGAUUCCCAGCAGUCUGUCAUUAGUUCUCAUCAGUGUACAGUGGUUACACCCCCUCUCCUGUCAGCUGUUUGCAGUUUACUGGACAACCUGCUGAUUGUCACUCCAAAAGAUACUGGAAUUGCUCUUCAGCGAUCACAUAUACUAACUGCUCUCAGUAGUCUUGUAAAUGCAGGUUUGAUUGAGAGAUGUAUCUUGGAAAUGAAGGCACCUUUGCCUCAGCCAUCUCAUGAGGAAUAUGCAAAAAUUCAGAUUUUGUCUCUACUGCAGUUUAUUUCAUCCUUGUCUCAACUCCUGCAAUCAUGUUUGUUGAUAGAUACUUGUCUUGUGAUGCAAGAUGAGUUACUGAUGCCUCUCUUGGAGAAUACCUUUGUAGUUCUUUCCCUUCACUCUAAGGAUGGCUUAGACUCUGAGCUAUCAGCAGCAGUUCACCAAACUUGGAAAGACCUAUUCAGCUUUUUGGCUAUACUGUUAAGAAAAUGUGGCCAUACCUCUCUACCAUUUGUGGCUGCAGCGCUUGCAAAACACUGGACUUCUGUAAUAGAUACAAUUUGUGAAAGUGUAUGUCUGGCAGCCACACACCCUGACCUGUAUGUAGCCUGCUUACAAUUCCUUGCCAUUCUCUUUUCUGAAGAAGGAAUGAGAGAGCUGUGCAAUAAAGAGGAUGCAUCCUACCACCCAACCAUGGCUUUUCUUUUGGAUGACGAUGUGAAAAGCCAGUUAUCAGUAAUGAAACUCUGUGAACUGAUAAUUCAGAGCUAUGAAGGAAAAUCCUUUGAAGAUGUGUUGAGCCGAGUUGCUGCAAGUACUUUGCUUCCCCUUUUGGCUGUCAGUAAAACUGCCCAGAAAUGUGCUUUGGAAGCUAACCUUGUAGAAACUUGCUUGGAACAGAUGAAACACAUUCAUGCACAACUGAACCUAGAUUCCUUGAGGCCUGGAAAAGCAGUCCAAAGAAAAAAAGAUGAUAACCUCAGCAAAGAAUUAAAACUCAUCAUGCAGCUCCUAAGAAAUUGCUUCUUUCGAAAUGAAGCCUGUAAAGCAGCAGCCCUUGGAACUCACCUUGUUUUUGUUUUGCAUUCUCUAUGGCCAUGGCUUUUAAUGGAUGACUCACUGAUGCAAACAACUCUGCAUUUGCUUUGUGUCUACUCUGCAAACUUUCCUCCAGGCUGUGGUUCUCUUUGUACAGCAAGUAGUGGAUUGUCUCCCCUUCAGACAGCUCAAAGAACAGCAGCUGGAAACUCACUAAUGCACAGCAUUGUGAAGUUAGCUUCUCAAACUCUAACUGAGAACUGUGUCAUUCAGCAGAUGACCUUUAAUCUGCUGGCUAACCUAGUUGUGUCUCAUGACUGUAAGAAUAUUCUUCAAAAGCAAGGCAGUGGAUGGGACAAGGCACUUCCACUGUCUGUUCUUUUCCAUCAACAAACAGAUCAGAAAUGUGAACCAGUUAUCUUCUGCCCUUCUGUCUUGAAUAACUUUUUACAGAACUUUUUAUCACUGUCAUUGCCAAAAGGAGGUAAUAAAAGCCUUAGUGCACUAUCUGUUGCUUGGCUAAAACUGCUUUUGAAUUUGUCAUUUGGAGAAGAUGGACAGCAAAUGAUUAUGAAGCUGAAUGGUAGUUUAGAUCAGCUUAUAGAGAUGGCCAAGUACAAACACCGAAGUAAUCCAUAUAUGAUCCUUCUGAUUUUGCACAACACUUGCUUUAGUCCAGCCAAUAAACCUAGGAUACUAGCAAAUGAUAAAGCAGUUGCAUUGCUAUCUGCCUGUCUGGAAAGCGAUAGCCCUGUAUCUCAAAGAAUAGGAGCAUCUGCACUUUGGGCUUUGCUUCACAAUUACCAGAAGGCAAAAGUGACUUUGAAGAAUUCAUCAAUAAAAAGAAGAAUAGACGAAGCUUGCAUUUCAGUGAAGAAAACUCUUCAAAUGGGACAAGAAAGCCAGCAGGAUGUCUACCACUUAAAAUGUCUGGAAAAUCUUGUUCAGCUUCUCAGCAGUUAACACAUCCUAUCUGAUGAAUGUUCUGUGUCAUAAGAUUGGUUUCACUAAAAGACACCAGAACCCAAAUGGAAAUUUAAACCUAAUUUGUUGAAAAAUCCACUAGUGAGAAAAAGUGCUAAUCCUUUUGCAUAACGAUCCAAAGAAGGAUUUUUAAUCCUGUGCCAAAGAAUGUACAGUUAACAUGUUUGUUUCUCUGGAAACGUUCUAAUUCUAGUAUCGUCAUAAGUGACAGAUGGAAGAACAGAAUGGAAAGUAUAACUUUUAAUGAUGUAAAUUGUAAUUAUGUAAAAAAAUUAAUCUCAAUGUAUGAGUUUAUAUAAAUAAAGAUG